GAUCCUUGCCAGUCGUCACUCGUCAAUAACAUCUAAUUUCUCCAUGUGUUCUUAUUCUUCUUCAUCUUCAGCUUAGAAAGCCAUGAAAAGUACUGUCGUCAAGAUCUUUAAUGCAAUGUUGCUGUUACUAGCAUUCAUUGCCGUUAUUUCAACUGCCUCAGCGUACAAACAAACAUAUAUAGUUCAUAUGGACAAGACCAAGAUCACAAAAACCUACAAUUCCCUUGUCGAUUCCAAACCAUGGCACCAAGCUGUUCUUGAUUCUUUAGCUCAAGAGGAACUGGAUGUGACACCUCCGGAGCUACUGUAUUCCUACGAAACCGCCUUUUCUGGUUUCGCCGCAAAGCUCUCUCGAACGCAGUUAAAAUCGUUGAAAAAGAUGGAUGGCUUCGUGUCUGCGGUUCCUGAUAAAAUGCUAAGCCUCCACACCACUCGGAGUCCACUGUUUCUUGGCUUAGAAGGGAAAAAAGGACUGUGGGGUUCUUCUAAUAUACGGUCAGAUGUCAUAAUUGGUGUGGUGGACAGUGGAAUUUGGCCGGAGCAUGUUAGUUUCCGCGACCAUGGCUUGCCUCCUGUACCGGAAAGAUGGAGAGGUGCUUGUGAAAAAGGCACCAGAUUCUCUCCAUCAAAUUGCAACAAGAAACUAAUCGGUGCUAGGUAUUUCUAUGGAGGCUAUCUAGCCGCCGGUGGUAGAAUCAACAAAACAGAAGAAUAUCUGUCUGCAAGAGAUACAGCAGGACAUGGGACACAUACAGCAUCAACAGCAGCCGGCGAUGUUGUGGAAAAUGCAAAUCUUUACGGCUUGGCCAAUGGCUCUGCGGCGGGAAUGAGGUACAGUGCCAGAAUUGCAGCGUAUAAAGUAUGUUGGCCAGGAUGUACAAGCGUUGAUAUCCUAACGGCUAUGGUGAAAGCCAUUGAAGAUGGGGUUGAUGUGUUGACUCUUUCUUUGGGAUCCACUUCAGAAGCUGAGUCUUAUAAUCAAGAUUACCUUGCUAUUGCAUCAUAUUAUGCUUUCAAAAGUGGGAUUUUCGUUGCGUUUAGUGCAGGUAACAGUGGACCGGCGGACUACACCGUGGUCAACACCGCACCUUGGAUCAUGACUGUAGCAGCAAGCACCAUGGACCGAAGCUUCCCGGCAAUUGUUAAGCUCGGAAACGGUCAAACUUUUGAAGGGUCAUAUUUAUACAGUGCUGUUAAGGCCUUAAAGUCUUUGCCGAUUGUAUAUGGAAAAACUGCUGGCCAUUCAGGUGCAGAGUAUUGCGUCCCUGGCUCACUCAAUCCCAAGCUCGUGAAAGGAAAGAUUGUUAUUUGUGAACAAGGACAAGUCAGGCGGACGGAAAUGGGAGAGCAAGUGAAAUUGUCCGGAGGAGCUGGAAUGUUAAUAAUGACCCCACUAGGUGAAGAUCUUGCAACUGAUGCUCACGUUUUACCAGCCGCUAUGUUAGGAGCCUCAGCCACUGAAGCUAUCUUGAAGUAUGUGAAUACAACUAAAGCAUCAACAGCUUCCAUUGUCUUCAAAACCACAACUUACGGUACCCGUGCACCAAAAGUCGCCACAUUUUCAUCUAGAGGGCCGAAUUUAGUUGGCCCCGAUGUGAUCAAACCGGAUGUAACAGCACCGGGAGUCGACAUACUGGCAGCAUGGCCGGCCAAGACUGGUCCAAGCACACUCAAGAGCGACAAGAGAAGGGUUUUAUUUAACAUAAUUUCAGGCACAUCAAUGUCGUGCCCUCAUGUUAGUGGCAUCGCAGCACUGAUUAAAUCGAAGCACAAAGAUUGGUCACCUGCAGCAAUCAAAUCAGCCCUCAUGACAACAGCUUAUACCAUGGACAACAGGAGAAAACCUAUACAAGAUCUUGCAUUUGGUGACAUGGCAUCGCCGUUUGUUUUUGGUUCAGGCCAUGUUGAUCCCACCAAAGCCUCUAAUCCAGGGCUAAUAUACGACAUCACCGCGGAGGAUUAUCUACUUUAUUUAUGCAGCCUGAAGUACAAUAAGUCUCAGAUAUCCUUGUUUGAAGAGGGUUUUGAAUGUCCAAAGAAGGCAACUAUGCAACCCGGUGACCUGAAUUACCCUUCUUUUGCAGUGAAUUUCCAGCUUGGGGCUCAGAAUGCUACUUUUACCUACAGAAGGACUCUCACAAAUGUUGGGAUUCCUAUAAGUUCGUAUAAAGUAUCAGUUGAAGCACCCGAAGGAGUAUCUGUGAUCGUAAGGCCUAAAGUUCUGAGUUUUAAGAAGUUGAAUGAGAAAUUGAGGUACAAGGUGAGUUUCACAGGACAGAGCAGAGAGAAGCCGGUUGCUAGCCCAUCUGUUGGAUCCUUAGUGUGGGUGUCUGGAAACUACAGAGUUAGAAGUGCCAUUGCAGUGACAGGGCUAUAGCCAUUUGUAAGUAUUUUGAUCUUUAAGUUUUAAUGUGUGCUUGUUUAAGGAUUUGAGAUUAAUCUCUGUCGAAUCGGGUUUGAUUUUCUUUAUUUAGACCAUGUUAAAGGGCUUGGGUUACAAUAAUGUCACUUGCCAAAGGAAUAAAAGUCUUUGUGCAUU
Molecule: messenger RNA, 2539 nt
Organism: Hibiscus syriacus
Lineage: Eukaryota; Viridiplantae; Streptophyta; Magnoliopsida; Malvales; Malvaceae
Product: subtilisin-like protease SBT1.1
Exons: 2
Coding region: 83-2377 (764 amino acids)
Biological process (GO): proteolysis
Molecular function (GO): serine-type endopeptidase activity
Source: RefSeq, a predicted model, not a curated record